Messenger RNA from Hyalella azteca, 2434 nucleotides. RefSeq names its product ADP-ribosylation factor-like protein 6-interacting protein 1 (gene Arl6IP1). Bases 83 to 715 code for a protein of 210 amino acids. The transcript is spliced from 6 exons. NCBI's taxonomy places the organism in Eukaryota, Metazoa, Arthropoda, Malacostraca, Amphipoda, Hyalellidae. The record is from RefSeq and is a predicted model, not a curated record.
AAAACAUGUUUUCAUCUAACUUUUUUUACAGAUCAAUUUUUAUGCUAGCUAUUCUUCAGUUCUCUAUGUAAAUUCCCAAACCAUGGAAAAGACAGCUACCUCUACUGCUUCUGUUCAGGAGGGUCACACUGUUAAGAUGCUGAGGCGACAGCUGGAGAGCUGGAGGGAGGUGCUGGUGGUGCUGCAUUCCCUGCUUGUCUGGGAUAAGCCCUUCUACCCUGCCAUCACUGCAUCAUCUGUGUCCAUCGCCUUCUUGCUUGUAUGGUACCUGGACCCAUCAGUGUUGACUCUCGUCUCCCUUGCUGGACUCACCAUCACUCUUGCAGACUUCCUGGUGCCACAGGUGGUACCGCUUGUGGUGGGUGGGCAUUCCUGGACUGGGGAGCAGGAGCGUCGCUAUGAGGUCAUCGUGAACAGCAUCGCCAGCGCCAUGGACUGCUUUGCCUCCUCCAUGGCCUCCCUCACGUCGCUCAAAGCUAGCCGACCUAAGAUAUAUUUCUUCACUGUGACGAUAACUCUACUGACAACGGCAUGGCUUGGCUCCUCCUUCAACAACCUCUUCCUCACCUACUUCAUCAUGAUGGUGGUGCUGAUGCUGCCUGGUCUGCACAAGCGAGGUCUGCUGCACAAGUCCACAGCCGGUCUGCUCUCCCGCGUCUCUGGUCUGAUGAACUCGAAAGCUGCCCCUGCAGACCCUCACGCAAAGCUGCAGUAGAAUGUCGAUGGGAUGUUAAAACCAGCAUUGAUAUGUCCUAUUAAAUGUUUCCGUUACAAGUGUAGCUGAUAUGGCAGCUUUGUUCAUAAUUUAUAUUUUGUCAGUCAAAUCAGGCGGAAUACCUUACAUGUACCUUUUUAUCAUCUUGAGAAUUGGCCGUGGUUCAGCCUAGCAGAAGUACAUAAUUUUAAUUUAUUGUUCUUAAUUUGGGCACCUCAAAUGCUGGUCAGGUUGACAAGUGAACCCAAGCGACAUGAAACGAUUGUGUGUUUAUCGCAGCUUGUGUGAAAACUAUAAUAUUGUGUAGUGAACAUGAAAUUUGCGCCGCUUGCAUGAUAGCUGUUGUCAUAAGAAAAUAUUUAGAUGCAGUUUAAUCUGCUGAAUGGGACCCAGAUAUUGCGUUUAUUAUUGUUGUAGCUUAUACUGUAGUACGUGCGGUCCAUCAAUGCCAAGUAUUAGACACCUCAAGUUCAUUACAUUUUUUGCAAAAAUAAGGAAGUAUAUUGACGUGAUUUUAGUAGAUGUGUUGAUGUGUAUGUUUAGAAAUAUAUAUGGUUUAAACAAGCUUAGAUAUUGUUGUUUAUAUCUAGUCAUUCAUCGGUCAGAAUUGUGUUCUUUUUAAAGACCACAUUGAAGACUUCAUUCUCUAUGGCAUUACGUGCUAAGACUAGAACAUAAAACAUUACUUAACUAUAAGUUGAAGUGCUGUCCCGAUUUACAAUCUCUUGUGCCAGCAUUUUACAGCAACAUGACUGAUUUAUUUUGAGUUUAUCCGAUUUCUUGAUAAAAUUACAUGAAAAAUUUCACUGAUAGUUUUUAACUGCAGAAAAAUUUAAUGGAUUUCUCAAUUUAGAGCUCGUAGCUUGCAUUUUCUUGUAUUUCAAAUAUAUGUAUAGCGCUCUUGGGUGUAAUAUGUAGAAAUUUGAUGUCCACGCGGGCAUGUGUUCCAGCUAAACCUUGCUACUAUUAUCCGCUUCCGUCUGAGCUUUCCUGGCUGUCUACUUGAGUGUAUUUUUUGUACUGAUUUGUGUAAUGAGUAAUUCUCAUCCUGCGUUUGCAUUGAACGUUCUUUCUUGAUCGUUCAAAAACGUUUUCCUGUUUUCUUGAAUAUUCAAGCGUUCUUUCAUGACAGUUUGUUGUUGAGUGCUGCGCUGCAUUGGUUGCCAAUAAUUCUCAUGCUGCAGAUGCAAAUGCAGCUUUGAAGUAACAUGUACAUGUUUUUUUUAGUUUAGUUGCUUAAUUAAGUCAUGUCUCUUGAAUUAAUGUUUGUAGCGUAGUAGAGGAUAGAUACUUGCUUCGAAUGUGAUCAACUUGUCCUGGAGAACAACACUUAAGUUUAGCCUCCAAAGUUCCCUUUAAUAUAAUUGAUACAAAAUGCUAUUCGGAAGCCUAGGCAAAUGUUUAUACCUUGCUAUUUUAUGUCCAACUUGAUUGUGUAUCAAUAUUUUAGCUCGAUGAAUAUGUUGUUUGUCCAGAUCUUGAUAAAAAUCCAUUGCCGCUGUGUUCAGCCUUGCUAAGUAUUCAUCUCUUCCACAAUAUACCUUGUGGCAGAAAGCAGUUACGUGGGAUUUACUGAUUUAGAUUGCCAAGUGUUUUCUGAAUCUCGACGCUUCAGCUUGUCUUUUGAUACGUUAGCAUUAUUGAGAUCCAAUUGAUGUUGAAUGUUGUCAACGUACUCUGUUGUUACAAUAAAAAUUGAGAGAAAACUCUGAGACCAUU